Molecule: messenger RNA, 1536 nt
Organism: Effrenium voratum
Lineage: Eukaryota; Dinophyceae; Suessiales; Symbiodiniaceae
Source: the annotation of a GenBank genome assembly
AUGCGUUGCCGCCGCGCCGCCGCCCUACUGGCGCUGGCCUUUGUGGCGCGAGCGCCGGGCUUCCUCGAGCCCCUGCCCUCGGCCUUCUUUAGUCGGGCGGCCCCGACUCCGACGCUGCGGCCGGCGUUUGCCGAGGCGGACAAGAGCUCCUGGUCUGCCGCGGAGCGACAAGCCCUGGAGUUUCUUGAGAAAAAGCAGCCCAAGUGGCGCAGGAGUUAUCUGGGGCCCAAGACUGAGGAGCAGGUGCGGGACACCUUCCAGGCCCUGGCUGGCGCCUGCGGAGGGGAGACCUAUGGCCUGCAGGCGAUGGAGCGCAACUUGGCGGUCAUGGUCUUCCUGCCCGAGCAGAUCACCAGCUCUGCAGAGUUUCUGUUCCAGGAGCUCGGGAGGGAGCAGGCCCAUGAGGUCAUCCGGAACAACCCCGGGGUGUUGACCAUCCCGCAAGAGUCUUUGAAGCAGAACAUCGGCGCGAUCGUGCCCUUGUCCAGCGUGGUCGGCUUUUUCGCCAGCAACGCGCUGCUCACGCAGGGGCUCUUUGCAUUGAUCUCGCUGGGCGUCAUCUAUGCGGUGUUGGUGGUGGGAGUGAUCCAGCCCUUGAUCAAGGUGAGGUCCAGAUCUGAGCUGAACACGUGGAUCAGAAAAGCGCAGCCCGGGCCGGGCGGUAUCCGCCCGGAAGAUUUGGAGGAUGAGGUGGAGUGCAAAUCUGAGGAUAGCAAGGAGAUCGCCUUGGAAUCGGAGGUGGAGGAGACCGAAGAGGAGUUGCGCCAGCAAAUCCAGGAGGUCCUGGCGGAGACGGGGCGCAGCCUGCGGCGGGGGCGGACCUUGGCCAUGCGGGAGGCCAUCAACGCAGCGAAGAAGCGCCAGGUGCCCAAGGGCGUCAUCCAGGAGGCCGAGAAGCUGCUGGAGGACCACGUGCUGCGGCACCGCCGCGCGGAGCUCGAGGCCAAGGCCGCGAAGUACCUCGCGCAGUCCCAGGACCUCGAGGAGUGUUCGGAGCUACUCGAGGAGGCGGAGAAGUGCAAGUGUCCAGAGCUGCAGCGGCGGCUGAAACAUCGCUUGGAGGAGCUGCAGAUCACCCGGCCCCUGACGCCAGAGGAGGUCACCCGGGCCGAAACCUGCGUCCGCCAGAGCUGCCUGCGCUUCCUGGAGCUGGCGGCCGCCGAUGCUGGGCGCGAGGUGCUGGUCCUGAAUCUGGACGCAGGGGACAAGAGCAGCGGGUCGCUACACCUGGACGCUCCGCUGCAGAACCUCACUCUGAAGCAGACCUUGGACGAAGGCGUCCGUACCCAGGGCUGUCGUCUGGCCACUCUGAGCGCCAGCUUGGCCCAAGACGACCGCCAAGUCCGUGAGCAGCGAGGCUUCUUGGAGUUGGAGCACGGGGAGCGCCACCACUGCGUGGCUGUCCACUGCGAGGUCAACGGCAAACGCCGGAUUUGGUGUUUUGUGGAGCCCUCCACGUCAGCCCGAGACCAUCUCCUCGAGGCGUUGAGAGUGUUGAGCUACAAAGACGAAGCCGAGGAAGUCGAGGACGACUGA